AUGGCUCAGCCGGUACACCUGCAGUACAACUCGCCAAUGCCCAUCUACUCGAAUACUCCACUGUCUAUCGUGCUUAAUUAUCUUAGUAUUAGCCCCGCAAUAAAAUAUGAUUUUUUCAGAGAGUCAGCAGAGGAGCAGUACCAACAACAAAUCGGAGCAGUGACACCACCACCGAUCCCUCUGCCGGUUGGUGACAAGCACUUCGAUCCAGAAAAGAGCGCCACUCUGAAGUUGAUCAAGGAGGGUAAUGAAGGCCACUUCGGUGAGCACUUUUUCGAGCAAAUCGCCAAUGCCGAAGCGCCAAAGAUAAUCGACAGAGAGGAGCCGGAAUGGGCCCGCUAUGCCCGGCAGAAAAGCGAACGAGCGCGUUCGCGAACGCCAGCCGACCCCAGUCAGCACAGAUAUACGCCGUCAACGACUCCGAUAGAUCACCGCUACGAUCGACCUCGAGGAGACUCACCUAGAGAGUUCAUGGAGAAAUCAAGAACCUAUACACACACCACCCAUCCGAUCUACGGUCCAGCCUACUAUCAAACUCAGUCGCAUUCUCGUCGUAGAGGGCACAGCGAGCCAAGAGAAACCCAUCCAGGAUACGAGUACGGUGGCCUGGACUACACAAAGGGCCUACAUUUCCCGGCUGCUCCUUACGACUACAGCUACGAAUAUCGCACUCGUAGCAGAGAUCGCGAUCAACCACGUCCACGAUCUGGUUAUGAGCUAGGUGGACUUGUCUUCGGAAAAGGCCAAGUGGCCCCGGGUCCGUAUCACGGCCACGGCCCGGAUCCACCACGACUCCGAUCGCGCUAUUCGGCGGAUCCACGAUCGCCAUGCAACUCGUACUAUGCGCCGAAUGUGGACGAAGUGGAUGCGAACCUCCUUGUCGGUGACACCAUUUCUAACCAGAAGAUCCGUCACGAGGUCCGCCAUAUUGACCAGAGCGAGUUUGGCACCAGCUUUGCGCCCCCGACUGGCUUCAAACGCGAUCACAUCACCGUCAAACGCAGUCCCGUGCCACCGGAGCCGAUCACGUUCAGUGUGUCCGCGAACAAAGCUCGCUACGGCUCCUGCUGGAAACGUUUCGUCGGAACGCGAGCAGAUGUGGCGGCGACAGGUGCAACAGCAACAGCAGUACCCGAUGUCACCGGGAGGCGAGAAAGAGGUGACAGUGAAGACGCUUCUCAAUGA
Messenger RNA from Ostertagia ostertagi, 1185 nucleotides. The record is from the annotation of a GenBank genome assembly. NCBI's taxonomy places the organism in Eukaryota, Metazoa, Nematoda, Chromadorea, Rhabditida, Trichostrongylidae.